UUGACAAAGCUCUCUUUCUCCAUAAAAGCAGAUGUAUCAAGGAAGGUGAAAAGUCAUGAAUGUGGACCAAGAAAUGCAAAUCUUAGGGAUGAGAGCAGUACUAAUAUUGGGGAGGAGCAGGUUAUCUUUGAAGAAACAGCUUAUCGUGGUUUGGCAAAGUUUUUCUGUCAAUCCGGUACACCUCCAAAGUCAGUAGAAGAUAGGUACUUCAAACAAUUAAUAAGUUAUCUUAAUCCUAAAUUUCGUCCUUCAUCUGCCAUUCUCUCACGGUAUUGCUUGAAAUUGUAUGAUGAAGAGAAAGCAAAAGUUAAAGAAAUUUUGAGAAGCUUGAAUGGACGAGUUAGCCUCUCAGUUGAGAGGCUAAAAUAUAACAAAUUCAAUGACUUUGGCUACUGGUCUACCUCAGAUUUUGGAGGAUCUUUUUCUGAUUUCAUUUGCUUAAGAGUUCAUUUCAUUGACGAAGACUGGAAGCUAAGAAGUUGGGUUGUUAGUUUUAGGUCUCUUGAUGCGUAUGGAGAUUAUGUUGGUGAGACGAUUCAGUGUCUUUCAGAUUUUGGUAUUGAAGAUAAAAUAUGUGCUGUCACUGUGCAUAGCUAUCUGGACUUUGAUGAGAUUGUUGAUGUCAUUAAAAGUAAACUUCUUGAAAAGAAAAGACUCCAGCUAGAUGGACAAUUUUUUCGUGUAUCUUGUAAUGCAGACAUUUUUAGUUCAAUGGUGAAAAAAGCAUUUGGAAUGAUAGAGGAUAUAAUCAGUGACAUUCGUCUCAUAGUAUUUUGGGGCAAAUCACCACCAGUGUGGAAUGUGACAUUUCAUAAACUACAGGAAGCAUUGGAAUUAGAGGCAAAAGGAGAAUACUUGAAAAAAGAUGAUUAUAAGGAUUAUGAUAUACCUUCUCCCCAAGAGUGGGAAAAAGUUAAGGGAGUAUGUAAACUUGUAGGACAUGUCUAUACUGCAGCAGAAGUGUUAUUUAUGGAAAAACGACCCAGUGCAGGCCUUUACUUCCACAAUCUUAAUAAGCUUCGAUUUAAUCUGAUGAAAGAUUCUGUGAGUUCAGAUGAAUUUGCUAGAAAUUUAGCCAAUAUUAUGCUGAAAAAGUUUGGCAAGUAUUGGAGGCAUAUGUAUUUGGUGUUGGCUCUAACUACUAUUAUGGAUCCACGCUACAAAGUGAAGUACUUAGAGUUCUGUUUCUUGAAGUAUGAAGGUAAUGAUCUUUUACCGCUAUCAUCUAUUUUGGAGGCCAUCCAAAGGCUUUUCGAUGACUAUGUGGUGCACAGGUCCUCAAUGGAGUAUCCUAUGAGCGAUUCAGAUUCUGAUACGGGUGAAGAUCUCAUUUCUGAUGAAUCCAGUACGAGUGAAGAUCUCCUUGAGCCAAUGGAAGUUGUUAAUGAUCCUAGUUUUGGAUUUGACUGUUCAGAUGAGUUUAGCAAAUUCAUCCAAACAACUAGUCAGCCACCAAAGUCAGAACUUGAUUGCUAUCUGGAAGAACCUAUUGUGCCUUGGACCAAGAACUUUGAUGUGCUGAGUUGGUGGAAAGCUGCAAGUCCCCGAUAUCCUGUCCUAUCAAAGUUGGCUCGUGAUCUUUUGUCAAUACAAUUGUCUCUUGUUACAGGCUAUGAUUCUUACUACACUGAUUUGCGUGAACCUGAUAGAGAUAUGACAUCCGUGGAGCCAGAUUUAGUGAAUGCCUUGAUGUCUACUAAAAGUUGGUUUGAUAAACAGCGUCGCAAUGCGAUGAAAGCUGCUCAAAGUUGCUUGGUUGAAAUGCUGGAUAAAGGCCUAAACCCUGACCAGGGUACUUAUGAACCCUUUAUCAUUGGAUAUUGUCGAAAAGGGCAGUUGCAAAAUGCGGAAAGAUAUUUAUUGCAGAUGCUGCAUCAUGGGUUUAAGCCCAACAAAGAAGUUUAUAGUGCUUUGAUCAGUGCGAACUGUAAAAGUUGUUAGGUAAGCCAAGUCUUUGGGGUAUUUUUAAGUAUGCUUGCUCUGGGGGUUUUGGAAUUGUGGGAGGCCUAUCUUGUCCUCCUUCGUGGUCUCUUGGUGAAUGGAAAAAUGCUAGAAGCAGCUGAAGUUAUUUCAGAACUUCAUGGCAAGAAUCUGGUUGCUGAUGUUUCAUUCUAAGAAGCUCUCAUCUGUUAUUUUGUUAAACACUCUGAGAUUGAAAAGGCCUUUACCCUUUACGAGGAAUCGCAAAACUGAGGUAUUCGUCCAAACUUACGAUACUCACAGUCACUUGAUUGUUGGGCUGCUUAAUGCAGGUCAAACUGAGAGUGCUGAAAUGAUAUACAAUAUCAUCUUAAAAGAAGGUUUGGGACCAAAUAGUGCCACAUACACUACCAUGAUAUCUGGAAGGCUGCUAGAUACUGACAAUAGAUAGAUUAAUCAUGAAAAACUGAUUCAUAAUGUCUGUAAAGAAGUUCGCGUGGGCUGGAUCCCUCUUAAGGAGGAUCUACAAAUUGUUGCCCUCCUUUAUUCAUAUGAUAUGAUAAAGCAAGUUUAUUGAAGCAAACACUUGAACUUUGUCAUUCCAUUGGUUUUUAUCUUGUCAAAUGUCUGCUUGGUUCAGAUUCUUUACCUUCUAAUAAGCUGUUGCUGCAUUUGUACUCAGAAUCAGUGCUGCACUUAGAUUGUCUUUUUCAUUGUGUGGGACAUUCUCCUCCAUUAUAGCUUCUAUAACUGUACCUUAGGUU
Solanum verrucosum is the source of this 2684-nucleotide messenger RNA. Its product is annotated as pentatricopeptide repeat-containing protein At5g61990, mitochondrial-like. Bases 712 to 1941 code for a protein of 409 amino acids. The transcript is spliced from 3 exons. Lineage: Eukaryota; Viridiplantae; Streptophyta; Magnoliopsida; Solanales; Solanaceae. Gene Ontology annotation, molecular function: DNA binding; protein dimerization activity. The record is from RefSeq and is a predicted model, not a curated record.